AUGACGUCUUUGGAUGAGUGGCUUCUGGCUCGGAGCAGUUCCUGCAGCCAACAAAAUGAUGAAACGGACAUCUAUAGGUGCAUUCGUCGACUUGAAGGUGCUUCAGAGAGUGACUAUACAGGUACCAUGACUGAUCAAUUUCGUGUUGGAGGUGAUCAACACUUCCAAGGUCAAGAAUUGUAUGAAGAAGCCGAGUCAAAAUUGACAGCAUGUGCAACACCAAACAAUAGUGUGAGUGCCAUUGAUAAAAGUACCCUGUCUUCUCACAAACUGGAGAGUUCUAUCCAACUAAAAGGCAGCUCCAGUUCCAUAAAAUCCUAUGACAUCUCUACCAGGCCUAAAGGGGAGUCGAUGACUGCAAUGGAGGCAAAGAAACACUAUAUACACAAACUUACACCAUAUGAGGAACAGGAAAUAGCUAGCUAUUCAGAAAUCUAUUUUGUUGGACCAAAUUCUAAAAAGAGACCAGGAAUUAUUGGAGCACCAAAUAAUAAUAGCUAUGAUGAUGAUCAGGGUUCUUAUCUGUAUGUGCCACAUGAUCAUAUAGCCUAUCGAUAUGAAGUCAUCAAGGUAAUUGGGAAAGGCAGCUUUGGGCAAGUGGUGAAAGCUUAUGACCACAAACUCCACCAAUACAUCGCCCUGAAAAUGGUGAGGAAUGAAAAGCGAUUUCACAGGCAAGCAGCAGAGGAAAUCAAAAUACUAGACCAUCUGAGGAAGCAAGACAAGGACAACAACAUGAAUGUUAUCCAUAUCUAUGAGAGUUUUUCCUUCCGUAACCACAUAUGUAUGACCUUUGAACUACUAAGUAUGAACCUCUAUGAACUCAUCAAGAAGAAUAAGUUUCAAGGAUUCAGUCUGCCCCUGGUCCGUAAAUUUGCACACUCCAUCCUGCAGUGCCUUGAUGCUUUGCAUAAAAGCCAUAUCAUCCAUUGUGACUUGAAACCUGAGAACAUCCUGUUGAAGCAACAGGGCCGUAGUGGAGUAAAAGUGAUUGACUUUGGAUCCAGCUGUUAUGACCAUCAAAAAAUAUACACAUACAUUCAGUCACGUUUUUACCGAGCUCCUGAGGUGAUUCUAGGAGCACAAUAUGGGAUGGCUAUUGAUAUGUGGAGUUUGGGAUGCAUUCUUGCUGAAUUGCUGACUGGUCAUCCGCUGUUGCCAGGGGAAGAUGAGGGAGAUCAACUUGCUUGCAUGAUGGAAUUAUUAGGAAUGCCAUCUAAAGUACUUCUGGAAUGUUCCAAAAGGGCCAAAAUGUUCAUCAGUUCUAAGGGUUAUCCUAGAUAUUCUUCUAUUGUAACACUUCCUGAUGGGACAGUGCAUUUGAAUGGUGGACGAUCUCGAAGAGGAAAAACUCGAGGUCCCCCUGGUCAGCGGGAUUGGGUCAGUGCCCUAAAGGGUUGUGAUGAUCAAUCCUUCAUUGACUUCCUGAAACACUGCCUGGAGUGGGAUCCUGCCUCACGCAUGACACCAGCACAGGCCUUAAGGCACCCUUGGCUUCGGAGACGUCUGCCAAAGCCGCCAACGAAUGACAAAGCAACGUUUGUCAAACGCAUGUCAGCAAGCCCUACUACCCUCAUGGAUGCAGUGGUUAAACUACCUCCUACUUCUGCCAGCAUUGCCAAUAAACUGAAAUCCAAUCAGAAUAGUGAUUCCAAUCCCAACAUGACUCAGAGGACAGUGCUGCCAAAGCUGGUCAGUUGA
This is a messenger RNA of Rhincodon typus (whale shark), 1701 nucleotides long. RefSeq names its product dual specificity tyrosine-phosphorylation-regulated kinase 2-like. NCBI's taxonomy places the organism in Eukaryota, Metazoa, Chordata, Chondrichthyes, Orectolobiformes, Rhincodontidae. Gene Ontology annotation, molecular function: ATP binding; protein serine/threonine kinase activity; protein serine/threonine/tyrosine kinase activity. Gene Ontology annotation, biological process: peptidyl-threonine phosphorylation; peptidyl-serine phosphorylation. The record is from RefSeq and is a predicted model, not a curated record. Gene Ontology annotation, cellular component: nucleus. Bases 1 to 1701 code for a protein of 566 amino acids. The transcript has 2 exons.